Messenger RNA from Pseudogymnoascus verrucosus, 1727 nucleotides. RefSeq lists its product as uncharacterized. The record is from RefSeq and is a predicted model, not a curated record. NCBI's taxonomy places the organism in Eukaryota, Fungi, Ascomycota, Leotiomycetes, Thelebolales, Thelebolaceae. The coding region runs from base 78 to 1508 and encodes 476 amino acids. The transcript has 4 exons.
CUGGAGAAACUCUUCCCCGCCAUAGAAGACGGAGAUCACUGGAGUCACCUCAACCAAAUACAGUCCAGCACCACUCUAUGGGUGCAAGAAACCAUUCCGGUUGCUGCCAAACAUGCUGCAGCUGUUCCAGUUGCGAUGAUCGCUCCGAGACGUCGACAAACUCACCGUCUAAGAGAGUUCGCUUCAAGCAACCCAAGGGUAUUUUAAAGCAUACCAGGAAGGUGGAUGGGGAGGAUCAUAUAUGCUGUUCUGCGUGCAAGCCAUCUGCUCACUGCAAUGAGAGACAUACGGUUGGGAAGAAUGGAAAAGUUUAUGGGACUAGCAAGAAAUGCGGGCCUAAAGGUGAGAAGAAGGAAGUAGACAAUUGGGGCGAAUCCAAAAGCACAUCAAAUUCACCCAGAGGGAUGAAGGACGUCUCAAACAACAAUUACUCAGUCUAUCAUGCCCAAAUCCCACCCUCACCUCCUCAAACUCCUGAACAACGACGCACUUUACAAAACUUAAGUUCUUUCAUCACCAAAAAUAUGUCGCGUCUCAUCUUACCCUCAAGAGCAGAGGUCAUCAUACGUGAGGACGUCCUCGAAAACGCGUCCGAUCCUCGACCAAAUGCUUUCUUUGACGCCAGAACUGGGAUGCUCCGGAUUUACCAUGGACCAAUGUAUGGAAACCCUGGUGGCUCGUUAGUUCCAUUACAGGCACAGCAUGUUCCUAUCGGAACACCCGCACCACCGCCAAGUGCUUGGGCAAACCCUUGGGCUGGUAUGAUAGGAGGGAUGAGUGGUAGAUGGCCGUUCAAUGUGAACCAGCGAGGAGGCGGGGGCGAUCAGGGGAUGCAAAACAGCGGCAAUUCAGAAAAUAAUCACUAUUCAAGUGGCAACAGGUCUAAUGGUCAGAGAAACAAUUCUCGAGGUGGUUCCAAACCCAUGCCAGGUUCAUUCAGCAACGACAAUGAUCAGAAUGGUAAUUCUGGGUGGAAUACCGCCGACAACAAUGCCAAUAACAACGCGAAUAACAACUCGAACGACGAUGGCUGGGGGACCGGAAACAACGAUGCGGAUAACAAUUCUCCUGACAACGGUGGCCAAGGUGACACCUGGGGCACAGAUAACAAUAAUUCGUCAGGAAAUGAUAACUGGGGCUCAAAUCAGAACAACAACAAUACAUCAUCGGGAGAUGAUAACUGGGGCACGAGCAACAACAACAAUACAUCAUCGGGGGAUAAUAACUGGGGCACGAAUAAGAACAAUGCAUCUUCAGGUGACGACAACUGGGGCAGUGGCCCAGAUAACUCCAAUCACAACAGUAACGGGUCUUCGAGCAACUCCAAGUGGCCAGGGUACAAGGAUCGUCCAAAUCAAAACGGGACAUCGCAACGCAUUUUCCCGGAUGCGACUGGCACUGAGUUUUCGGCAGGUUCGUGGGGUGAGCCUGCCAAACAAGAGUCGUGGGGAGACAAAACCGCUGCGCAGAGUACGAAGAACAAUUCAAAUGAUACUUCGGGUUGGUGAUGGAAGGUCGAAUUCGGACCGAGGGUCGUGAAGGAUAUUUUGGAGAGGGUUGGUUGGCAGAGGCCUUCCUGGUCAUUGGGUUUGCAUUGAUGGGGUGACACGAAGAAUUGGGGCUAUUGGCACCGGGCUCAUUGUUGCUUAUCUUUAUUGCUCGGCUGCAUGGGAUCGAGACUUGGGAACCUGAUCUGAGGUGAGGGUAUCGUGUAGUUUUAUAUCCAG